Messenger RNA from Triticum turgidum subsp. durum (durum wheat), 561 nucleotides. Lineage: Eukaryota; Viridiplantae; Streptophyta; Magnoliopsida; Poales; Poaceae. The record is from the annotation of a GenBank genome assembly.
AUGGAGGUGAAGCUGUGGAACGACAAGCGCGAGCGGGAGCUCCUGGAGAGCCUGGCCGACCUGUACGCGAUCAUCAAGGCCACGGAGAAGCUGGAGCGCGCCUACGUCCGCGACCUCGUCUCCGCCGCCGACUACGAGGCCUACCGCCUCGACUGCCCCGCCGCCCUCAACCGCCUCGUCCAGUCCGGCGUCCCCGCCACCAUCGAGCUCCGCGCCGCCACCUCCUCCUCCUCCGCGCCGCCCGCCACCGCGGCCUCCGCCUCCGCCAUCGCCCAGUGCGUCCAGAGCUUCAUCACCGCCAUGGACGCCGUCAAGCUCAACAUGCUCGCCAACGACCAGGUCCGCCCCCUGCUCCACGACCUCUCCACCUCCAUGGGGAAGCUCGGUACCGUCCUGCCGCCCGACUUCGAGGGGAAGGUCAAGGUGAACGAGUGGCUCGCAAAGCUGCAUAAGAUGGGGGCCGGGGACGAGCUCACAGAUCAGCAGGCCAGACAGCUCAAUUUUGAUCUGGAAUCAGCGUAUAGUGCGUUUAUGGCCUCGCUUCCCACUGCUGGCCUGUGA